This is a messenger RNA of Passer montanus (Eurasian tree sparrow), 908 nucleotides long. RefSeq lists its product as uncharacterized. The transcript is spliced from 2 exons. The record is from RefSeq and is a predicted model, not a curated record. NCBI's taxonomy places the organism in Eukaryota, Metazoa, Chordata, Aves, Passeriformes, Passeridae. The coding region runs from base 1 to 768 and encodes 255 amino acids.
AUGUCGCGGCCCGCGGCGGCGGGAGGGAGGGAGAAGCUCGGGCAGCAGCGGCGGCGGAAAGACAAAAUGGCUGCUGCACAAGCGGAAGUGAGGUGGGGCCGCGCGCGCGCAGGAGGGGCCGGGAAGGGGCGGGGGCGCGGCGGAGCGGGCCCGCCAUGCUGGAAGCGGGCAGGGCAGAGGCCGGAGCCGCCAUGCUGGAGCCGGGCAAAGCCGGCGGCGGGAGCCGGGGACGCUCCCGGGGCAAUCCCGGUGCGGUGCCGGCUCCGAAACCGUAGCGGCUUCCGCUCCAGAGCUGCCUCGGGAGCAAGAGCUGCGAGGGGAGGAGCAGGGCCAUUCGCGCCGAGCGGGAGCAGCACCGGCGCGGGCGGGGCUGUUUUGUUUGCAAGAGGCAAGAAAGAAAAUCCAUCAGACGUGAACCGCGCCUUUUACUUGUCCCAGCUCUGCGCUGGCUUUUCCACCUGUAGCACGCGAGGCAGGAGCCGGGGCUGUGGCGCCCAGGGAAAGCGCAGCAGCAGCAGCGACCCUUCCUUUCCUUCCCCUGCGCUGGUACCUGCGGGACGCGCCUGGAGCGGGCAUCCCCAAACACUGAGGGAGCAGCACCGCCCAAAGGCGCUAUUUGUACGGAAAAGGGUUCUGUGUUUGGGUUUUCGGCUUAUUUCAACAAUGGCAGUGGUGGAAUACUGCAACAAGUGGCCCUGGGAGGUUGUGGAAUCUGUGUCCUUGGAGUUGUGUUCAUUACUCGGCUGGAUACUGAGCAAUCUCAUCUAAACAAACACAUUUGGAUGUCCUCUGGACCUCCUUUUUAACCCAAAUUAUUUUGUGGGUCUGUGACAAACGCAAGAAGGCUCCUCAAAUACCAGCUCCAUCUUGCCUGCUACCUGAGCCACUCAGUGAAGACUGGGGAAGCA